This is a messenger RNA of Calidris pugnax (ruff), 1377 nucleotides long. It is a transcript of the gene NPRL2, whose product is annotated as NPR2-like, GATOR1 complex subunit. The transcript is spliced from 11 exons. NCBI's taxonomy places the organism in Eukaryota, Metazoa, Chordata, Aves, Charadriiformes, Scolopacidae. Bases 103 to 1236 code for a protein of 377 amino acids. Gene Ontology annotation, molecular function: GTPase activator activity. Gene Ontology annotation, biological process: negative regulation of TORC1 signaling; positive regulation of autophagy; cellular response to amino acid starvation. The record is from RefSeq and is a predicted model, not a curated record. Gene Ontology annotation, cellular component: GATOR1 complex; vacuolar membrane.
CCUUGGCAUCGCCGUUACGGUGGCCGGGCUGGGCCCUCGGCACAUGCGCCUUGUGGGCCGCUCUCCCCCCUGCUGCUGCCCCGCGUCCCCUCCGGUCUGACCAUGGGCGGCAGGAUCGAGUGCGUCUUCUUCAGCGAGUUCCACCCCACGCUGGGCCCCAAGAUCACCUACCAGGUGCCCGAGGACUUCAUCUCCCGGGAGCUCUUCGACACCAUCCAGGUGUACGUCAUCACCAAGCCCGAGCUGCAGAACAAGCUGAUCACCGUAACAGCCAUGGAGAAGAAGCUCAUCGGCUGCCCUGUCUGCAUCGAGCACAAGAAGUACAGCCGAAACGCUCUGCUCUUCAACCUGGGCUUCGUGUGUGAUGCCAGAGCCAAGGCCUGUGCGCUGGAGCCCAUAGUGAAGAAGCUGGCUGGCUACCUCACCACCCUCGAGCUGGAAAGUGGCUUCAUCUCCAACGAGGAGAGUAAACAGAAGCUGGUUCCCAUCAUGACCAUCCUGCUGGAGGAUCUGAACGCCAAAGGGAAGUGCACCCUGCCCAUAGAUGAGUCGAACACCAUCCACCUGAAGGUGAUCGAGCAGCGCCCGGACCCCCCCAUCGUGCAGGAGUACGAUGUCCCUGUCUUCACCCAAGACAAGGAUGACUUCAACUCCCAGUGGGAUCUCACCACGCAGCAGAUCCUGCCCUACAUCGACGGCUUUCGGCACGUCCAGAAGAUUUCCGCAGAAGCCGACGUGGAGCUGAACUUGGUGCGCAUUGCCGUGCAGAACCUGCUGUACUACGGGGUCGUCACGCUCGUCUCCAUACUCCAGUACUCCAACGUCUACUGCACCACACCAAAGGUCCAGGACUUGGUGGAUGACAAGUGUCUCCAGGAAGAGUGUCUCUCCUACGUCACCAAACAAGGGCACAAGCGAGCCAGCCUCAGGGAUGUCUUCCAGCUCUACUGCGGGCUGAGCCCUGGCACCACGGUGCGAGACCUCAUCUCCCGCUACACCCUGCAGCUCCAGAGAGUGGACGAGAGGAGGCUCAUCCAGUUUGGCUUGAUGAAGGGCCUUAUCCGACGGCUCCAGAAAUACCCUGUCAAGGUUGCCCGGGACGAGCGGAGCCACCCAGCCCGGCUGUACACGGGCUGCCACAGCUACGAUGAGAUCUGCUGCAAGACCGGCAUGAGUUACAAGGAGCUGGAUGAGCGCCUGGAGAACGACCCCAACAUCAUCGUGUGCUGGAAGUGACGGCGGAGAUGGCAGCCGGGGUCCGCACCUGUGUCCCCCCUCCUUGUCCCCCCACGUCCCACCGUGUGUCGCGGAGAGCCCCGCCAGUCGCCGUCGCUCCUCCACGCCGCCAGGGGGCGCUAGAGGACACCCCCACCCGCC